Molecule: messenger RNA, 3560 nt
Organism: Kockovaella imperatae
Lineage: Eukaryota; Fungi; Basidiomycota; Tremellomycetes; Tremellales; Cuniculitremaceae
Exons: 2
Coding region: 372-3470 (1032 amino acids)
Biological process (GO): intracellular iron ion homeostasis; intracellular copper ion homeostasis; positive regulation of transcription by RNA polymerase II
Cellular component (GO): nucleus
Molecular function (GO): copper ion binding; RNA polymerase II cis-regulatory region sequence-specific DNA binding; DNA-binding transcription factor activity, RNA polymerase II-specific
Source: RefSeq, a predicted model, not a curated record
CUGAACUUGACUUGACUGACUGUAUCCUAGACACAUCGCUCACAUCACUCAUCCCUUCAAGGCUAGGCGACAAUCCCUUCGGGGUAGCUUAUGGAGUAUCGCAGGGGGGGAGAUGGUAGACACACGCAGGAGAAGAGAUUAACCCUGGACUUCCCACCCCGUUUGCAAGAAACCCACCCCUCCGGCCCUCCGCCCCUCCCUUUUGCCUCUCGCCCCCCCUCCCUUCCCCCACCUCGCCCUUUGCGACCGGGAGCAUCAACAAAAAUAUUGUCAGUCGUUCAGGCAACGAUACUGGAGCGAGAUUCACCUAAACUGGACCCAAAUCAACUCGUAUUACCUGACCAUCUCAGAUUCUAUACCCUUCCUCCAUCAUGGUCCUCGUCAAUGAUAAGAAAUUCGCUUGUGCGACUUGUAUCAAAGGUCACCGUGUCUCUGGUUGUACACACACCGAUAGACCCCUAUUCGAGGUGAAGAAAAAGGGCAGACCAUCGACACAAUGUAAUCACUGUAAAGAUAAACGCAAAGGUGCUGGUGGUCCUGCAGGAGGUUCAGUCCAUGUCAAGUGUCAAUGUGGAGAUCCUAUACCUCCCGAGAUGAUUAUGCCUGGUUCCAGUCGACCUAUCCAACCGUCUCAGGACCCCAAUGACCAUAUGGAAACUCGUAAAGGUCAACCUGGAUCUAAAGCGACUCUCCCGAAUGGACUCAAGGACAUUCACGAUAUGGCGGCGGCGGCAGAGGCACUAUCCGCUUUCCAGAGAGAAAAUGAGAUGCAGAUGGCUCAUCGUAAAGUGGCCAAUCUGCUCAACCCAUGCCAUUGCAAGACGGGAGGGUUGUGUAAAUGUUGUGAACCCAAGCGUGAAAAGACGGAAUCGGUCCCCUCCCCUGUACCUUCUACCUCGAGCGGAUCUCGAACACCGAAUGGAGAUCGACCUGUCAUUACGGACAAAUUCAUCGAAAUGUUUCAAUCGAAAGCCACGACAGGGACGCAAACUUCGACCUCGUCUCGUGUCGGUCCUACUUGGGCACAGCUCAUGGCGACGGAUGGGAUCUCCCCCGAGAACAAGCAUCAUCCAGCACACACCUCGAGCCACGUGCACAAGACCAAGCUGUAUUCCCCGUACACUCCUCCAUCAGGUCACACGACGCCUCGACAUGCGGCAGGACACCAAGUCGGCAGCAAUUCGCAUCAUGUCGGAUGGGCUAGUUCCAGUUCCUCGUCCGUUCAACCUAAAAUCAAGCCUAUCGCCGAUAUGAACCAAUUCCUUGGCGCCGUUUUUCAGGACGACGGAAGCAUCGCCACUGAAAUUCCUCGUUCCGCUCUUGGCCUACCUGGUAUUCAGACAUUCGAUACUGCUGCUGAGCAGGGCGGUGUCAAGGUCGAGCCAGCGGAGAUGGAGGUGGAUGCACCAGUCACAUUCCCCACCCAGGACGAUGUUGUCAUCGGAGCGUGUACUUGUGGAGACGAGUGCGAUUGUCCAGGUUGCGUCAUUCACGGCAACGCAACUACUGCUACCGAUUCGACGGCGCACUGCUGUGGCGAGCACUGUUCGAGUACAUUUGAUUGUGCAGAUCACUUGUCUUUUCCCCGUGGUAUCAGCUCGAUCGGUCAUAUGUUGUCCAUCGCCGCUGCGAAUGUGCCCCACCCUCCUCGCCAUCGCUCGACAGAUCUUACCGCUCACGAUACAUUUGUCAUGCCAUCUUCGGCCCGUCAUUCGGACGAUGCAGCUCGCCAACAUGGCGUGGUCCCUCUGAAACGGCUUGAAUGCUGCAACGGCCGAUGUCAGUGUCCCUCGGGUAACUGCUCGUGCAAAGAAGAUUGCUGUGGCUGUUGUACGAGGUGCGCAUGUGACGAAGAAGGCGAUACGGCCAUGCAGCAAUGCCCACCCGGCGGUCAACCCUCGCAGAGUGCAUGUUGCAAGGUCCCCGCAAUCACUCCGCCUAUAGCAGCACAGCGAGAACCAAUCCUCGCUCCAACACCUCCAAACGGCUCAUUAUUGUCACCUCAGAGCGCUGUUUCAUCCAAUAAUCCUACUGAACAUGUCGAUCCUCUCAAUGCGCCUGAAUUACUCCGCCGCAGCUCUUCCUCAGCCUCUAAAUCUUCCAAGGGAUCUGCACUUGGCCGUCGGGCUACCGUCGGGUCCCAAUCAACUGGCACUAAUACGCCCUCUCAUCGGACCAUAUCGACUGGCAAGGCCGCUUGCAAAUCUUUAGCUCUCCAUCAACCACCUCAACAUCCUCAUUCUCAUUCUCGCCCGCAUGUACCGAAACAACCCAAUCCACCUGUCCAUCCGAAUGGUCCACCCGUAUCAGUCAACCAUAUUCAUCGACCAGGCUCUAGUGGGCUGAGGACGCCCACAGAUCGCAGAGCCAGCGCAGCGAGUUCGGUCUCUGUACCCAUUGCCACGCCGGAAAGAACCAAUACGAAUGGCUUUUCCUUGGGCAACUUUCAGAACGACGGUGAACUCAUGGAUUAUAUAAAUUCAUUGACCUCUGGACCUGCGACCAACUUUGACACCAGUCCGUUCUCGCUCACUGGGUCAACAGACCCCUCCCGAAAUCCAUUAUCGGCCGCUGCUGCUCCCCAGCUAGAUCCUUUCGACGUACCUAUGGAAAGUCCAGCACCUAACAUGACUGAUCAAGAGAUCUUGGAUAUGCUGGUACAAGCUAUGAAUCCAUCUCCGCCGACGCAGCCGCAGGAACAGCAGCAGCAACCGCCACAACAACAACAACCGCAGCAACAACCGCAACAACCGCAACAACAUCAGCAGCAACCUGAACCUUCUGACUACCAAUAUUUUGACCCUAACAACUUUGAACCGAACCUCCCUGUAUCUACCUUUUCUGGUCAAACGGUGUUGGACAACAUCGGCUUCCCUACUUCACUCGCAGAUCUCUACGUUCGCGAACGUUACGAGCAAGAUACAACUGGACCACCUCCACCUGAAGUGCCAACAAUUCGGACCCUACCACCCUCUUCAGCUGCCUUCUUACAGGGUUUAUUGUCGAACCAGCAGGAUAAUCCGAAUCUCAUUGAUUUGAGCAAACCAUUGACGGCUAGCGAUGUGGAAAAGAUCCUCCGGGCAUUACAGAACCAGGGCGGAGGCGGAGGAGGUGGUGGUGGUGGAGGCGCAGGUACUGCGCCACAGGAUCAACGUGUGCAGUCUGGUGAAGCUGCACAGGCAACCAUGACGAAUCAACCUCUCUUCUCUGGCAAUGGGAUCUCACCGGAGCAAGCAUCUGAAACUGGGUCAAAUGUCAGUGCAAGGCCAGGCUCCGAACAAGGCAGUAGUAACAAUGAUGUCGACGACUUGUUUGCCAAAUUCGUUUUCGAUCCCAACCUGUUACGAGAUGCCAACGGAGAGAUGGACUUGACUUUGAUGCCCGCCGAUGCGCCAACGGCCAACUACGACUUGUUAUCCAUGGCACAUGGGUUCGGGAUGCCCCACGCCAAGUCGACGAAUUUGGAUUGACCUAUCCUUUUCUUUGGGCCUUCAGAACAGUAACAUGUGUAGAGUCUCUUGUUGUAUCGUACACGCAAAAUGUAUAGACGUUGACUCCUG